AUGAAUAAUGCAAAGAUUGUGUAAUAAAGACAUUAUAGAGAGAAGCUGUUUAAAUUAACCUUUAACACCAGCGUAAUAAAUAAGGAUCUUUCAACACUUGAUUAACAUCUUUAAAAAAACUAUUAUUAUGGAUAAUAGACAUGGAAACUUAGUUAUGUGAUUAGAAAUUACAACAACAAAGUUAAAUUUGGGAAUGGAAAAGAUUAGGCUUUGAAAGAUCCGAAAAAAAUACUUGUUUAUAAAUUAUUUUCAUUAUUAGUUCUAGUUAGUCCAUUUAGGAAAACCCUAUAUUAUAGAAUUACACUAAAUUAAUUCACACAUUACAAAUUAUAGAAAAGAUUUAAAAAAGGAUUGGAAAUGGAUGUAAAUGACAUUAAUUGA
Paramecium tetraurelia is the source of this 381-nucleotide messenger RNA. RefSeq lists its product as uncharacterized. The transcript is spliced from 2 exons. The record is from RefSeq and is a predicted model, not a curated record. NCBI's taxonomy places the organism in Eukaryota, Ciliophora, Oligohymenophorea, Peniculida, Parameciidae.